GAAAGAUAGGACUUACAUUUGUGACAAGUGUAGUGGGGAGUAAUGAAAUGAUAAAAUUGAGAUGGUUUGUUUUCCUUUGCAGUUGACAACAAGGGUUGUUCGAGUAAAGCAACAGAAGAGAAGUAACGAAGAGUCUUAUUUCGAGUCCUGGUGUAUGUGCAAUGGAUUUUUCUUUCUGCUUCUGCUGACAUCUGGUCAGCUUUUCCCAAAGGCUGAAGACAAGCCUAAAGUUACAGAGAAUCCCUUCAUUCAAGGGCAGGAGAGUCAAGCUGAACCAAGGUCUGUUCCCUUCAUCCCUGGACAAGAAUAUCAGAAGUUUGACUACAAAGUAAAAGUGAUCAGGAGAAGAAAGAGGAGUGGUGUGCGAGGCAGAAGAAAGAGAAGACCAAAGAUCAGGGGCGAUUUGUAUGACGAGUGGACGGCAGAAAGUCCCCAAACUGUUGAUGACGUUGGUCUGUUUACACGACUGUGGCGAUGGUUGUGUUCUUUCUUUACCUGGAAAACAACCUCAACAACAUCGCAACGAGACGAGUUUAAAGAAGUGUGUAAGGAAGAUGUUGAGAAGACUGCAAGGCAGGAAGAUGCUGGUGUUAGAAUACAGAAAGAACUUGAUGACAAGGUGGUGGUGGUUGUAAGAGACGAAAAAGGUGACUAUAAAGAGACGACAACUAGUGAUAUCAGAGACGAGGAGCUGAAGUUGGAAAAUGACAUUACAGAGGAAGAAAACAAUGACUGCAUUGUGGAACAGAAAGUAGCGAUUCAAAAGGAUGACAAAUCGAAUAUGGAAGAUGGUUGCACGACUAAAACUGUUGCUUCUAAAUGCUGUCCAGUUCGAAGAUUGGAGACUCAUGUCUUGCAGAAGACAGACAAGCCAAAGACUUAUAACGUGGUUCCACUGAAACAGCUUGAGAGCAAAGUUCAGAUGCCAGUGAGGACUGAAACUGUUGCCUCUCAAUGCUGUCCAAUACGAAGAUUGGAGACUCAUGUCUUGCAGAAGACCGACAAGCCCAAUACCUAUGUGGUUCCACUGAAACAGCUUGAGGGCAAGCCGUCCACUCAGCUGCAAGUUACAGAAGCAUCUUUGGAGGUUGGUGAAGCAAAGUCCCAUGACGUCAGUACUUCGAGUUGUUAUCGUAAAGAGAUAUGGGACACUCAUGUCCUACAGAAGACAGACGACCCAAAGACUUUCAAUCUGGUUCCAUUGCAAAAGAAACGACUUCAAGAUGGCAAAGUUGCCAAAAUUACUUCAUGGAGUAAAGAUGUAAUUCCUAACACAUCCACAAGGGACGCGCAGUUGCAGUCCAGUGGCUUAUCUACACCUAGACUCCUGCCCAGCAAAGGAAGAUCAACUUUCAAAGAUGAUAGUCAACCAGACAGAAAAUCGAGAGAAAACAACCAAAAGAAAGAUCACAUGACAUCAACUAGUCGUUCUUAUCACAAGCCAAAAAAGAAUUCUCGUUAUUCUAAUUCCAAACGAACUGGAGGUCCAUCCUGCAGAGAGGAGUUGGGUUUGUCCUGGCGUAACCAAUCGAAAGAAUCUGCCGAAUCAUCCAAAGGUCAUAUGUAUUUAAGCUGGCGCCAAAAGGAGUGUCAAAGUUCUGAAUCUUCUUCGUCUUCUUUAAGCUGGCGAAGUUCAUCGUCUAAAGGAGAUAUGUCUAGCAACUGGCGACAACACGAUUAUACUGCACGGUCUUCUUCUAGAACGACUCAGCCAUUAAGUUGGCGUAAACACAAGGAGAAUACUAGAGACUCUCCUAAUGAAGAGAUGCUUUACAACUGGAGAAAUGAUAGACAAACUAAAGUUCCGUCUUCUGCAUCAAACUGGCGAAUAACAUCCGAGUCAAGACCUAGAAAACAAAGAAACAACACAAAAGAGAAGUCAGCAGAGAAAUUAUACCAAGUAAAACCAGAAAAAGAAAGUGAGCAGAAAGUUGUGAAGGAAUGUAUGCCAAGAAAGACUUAUGCAGAGGCUGUUGUUAGAGGAGGCUCGGGCCCUUUCACUUCUGUCAGAAACUCGCCAGUAAAUACUGCUUUGAAUACUCGUCGAGUUGAGCCAAGAGCUUGGGCAUCCAAAGGUCGACGAAGAAACAUUCCUCGAAGAUCAGAAAGACACUCAGGAUAACAUGAACUACAGGCCUAUCAAACGAGAUUAUCUCAUUCUCAUUAUACCCCUAAUAUUACCUCUCUUAAACUUUUCCAUCCACGACAUGGAGAUGUAUUUACAAAUUAAAAACCUCUUGUUUUUGUAGCACGCUUUUCGUAAAUAAAACUGCAUUAUUUUCACUGAGUGUCAUUAUAAAUAAUCAUGGUAAUAUUAAUCCACGUAUUGGUAAAUCCAGAACGAUUACAAGGGGGGUGACUGUCACAUAGCGUCCAUUUUAAGUCUUGAGUUCUGCAUCACCCUUGUUUUUCGACUUCAAUGGAGGAAUAUGUGACUAGUAACCUUAGCCAUACCCCCCCUGGAUUCGCCCUUGCAAGGAUGAAAGAAACUUUAUUUGGCAAACGGGUUUUAUUUUCGAAAACCCUACCCCCCCUCCCCCCAGGAGGAGUAAUUAUAAAUCGUAAUUUUCUUUGGAACGAGUUCUCCAUAUUUUAAUCUUAAAAACUAAGGCCCCGUUUACAUUAUUUAGGUAUC
This is a messenger RNA of Actinia tenebrosa (Australian red waratah sea anemone), 2635 nucleotides long. RefSeq lists its product as uncharacterized. The record is from RefSeq and is a predicted model, not a curated record. NCBI's taxonomy places the organism in Eukaryota, Metazoa, Cnidaria, Anthozoa, Actiniaria, Actiniidae.